Messenger RNA from Rhododendron vialii, 2669 nucleotides. Its product is annotated as 26S proteasome regulatory subunit 10B homolog A-like. Gene Ontology annotation, biological process: positive regulation of RNA polymerase II transcription preinitiation complex assembly. The transcript is spliced from 9 exons. Bases 106 to 1410 code for a protein of 434 amino acids. The record is from RefSeq and is a predicted model, not a curated record. Gene Ontology annotation, cellular component: proteasome regulatory particle, base subcomplex; cytosolic proteasome complex. Gene Ontology annotation, molecular function: proteasome-activating activity; ATP binding; ATP hydrolysis activity. Lineage: Eukaryota; Viridiplantae; Streptophyta; Magnoliopsida; Ericales; Ericaceae.
UGCUGUUGUCCCUUGCUUGAAAGACAAGUUGAGACCUCUCUCUCUCUCUCUCUCUCUCUCUUCGAUUCAGACCAAAUCACUCUCCACCGGCUCAUUGCGUCGCCGAUGUCGAGCGAGACAGAAGACGCCGUCCGCCGCCGUACAUCGGUGGCCGAGUAUCGGAAAAAGCUCCUCCAGCACAAGGAGCUCGAGUCCAGAGUCCGUGGAGUGAGAGAGAAUCUGCGGGCUACAAAAAAGGAAUAUGCUAAAACUGAAGAUGAUCUAAAGUCACUUCAAAGUGUUGGACAGAUCAUAGGCGAAGUUCUUAGGCCUCUUGACAACGAAAGAUUGAUAGUUAAAGCAAGUAGCGGCCCAAGGUAUGUGGUUGGUUGCCGCAGUAAAGUGGACAAGGAAAAACUAACAUCAGGCACUAGAGUGGUUCUUGAUAUGACAACUCUCACAAUUAUGCGCGCUCUUCCCCGUGAAGUUGAUCCAGUUGUGUACAAUAUGCUUCAUGAAGAUCCUGGGAAUAUUAGCUAUUCUGCUGUUGGCGGGUUGUCUGAUCAAAUCCGGGAGCUUAGGGAAUCAAUAGAAUUGCCUUUAAUGAAUCCUGAGCUCUUCCUAAGAGUUGGCAUUAAACCUCCCAAGGGUGUUCUUCUCUAUGGACCGCCUGGCACUGGCAAGACACUAUUAGCCAGAGCAAUAGCCAGCAAUAUAGACGCUAACUUCCUAAAGGUUGUAUCAAGUGCCAUUAUUGACAAGUACAUAGGUGAGAGUGCUAGAUUGAUCAGGGAAAUGUUUGGUUACGCUCGUGAUCACCAGCCUUGUAUCAUUUUCAUGGAUGAGAUCGAUGCAAUUGGUGGACGCCGUUUUAGUGAGGGAACAAGUGCUGAUCGGGAAAUUCAAAGAACUCUCAUGGAGUUGCUCAACCAGCUAGAUGGAUUUGACCAGCUUGGGAAGGUGAAAAUGAUUAUGGCAACAAACAGGCCUGAUGUUCUGGACCCUGCACUUCUUCGUCCUGGGCGUCUAGACCGGAAAAUUGAAAUUCCAUUACCUAAUGAACAGUCAAGAAUGGAAAUUCUCAAAAUCCAUGCUGCUGGAAUUGCCAAACAUGGCGACAUUGAUUAUGAGGCAGUUGUUAAACUUGCCGAGGGUUUUAAUGGGGCUGAUCUUCGUAACGUGUGCACUGAAGCUGGUAUGUCGGCUAUCCGUGCAGAACGUGAUUAUGUCAUCCAUGAAGAUUUCAUGAAGGUAAAGCUUUUUGCUUUUAAGAAUAUGCUUUGCCUUCUGAUUUUCAUGUUGUAUAGAGAUUUACGGGAUGGUUGCUGUCCUUGUAUUGAUGCGUCGACAUUAUGGGUUACAUGGCUAAUCACUUCAUCAAUGAGUGUUAUACAGUUCCAUUGCCCUGGUAAUCUAUAUCUUGGAUGUUAGUCGUAGCCAGUUGUGUUGAAGGGAGUAUGUUUGGAUGCACAUUGUUUUUUUGCUUCUUUGUAUCUUUUGCUCGACAGAGAGCAUUACUAGAAACUGACUUCUGUUAUGACUCAAACUUCUGAAAGGGACGUGUUCAAAAAGAAAAAAAUUGUGCCAGUUUUAGAUCACAGCUAUCAUUGUUUAGCUCUAGCAAUGUCCCUGAUACUAUGGACUCUUCCAUGCGUAAAACACCGUGGACUCUGGAAUAAGGGUAUGAGGUAUGUGUCCAAUAUAUUUAGCUAGAACCUUACAAGCAUAUCCUGUACUCUACUUAUUUAUCAUAAACCAACUAACCAAGCAUAAAACUCCUGUAUUAUGAAUGAAAUGCCUCUAUGCACCUUUUUAAUACCAUGCGCCAAGAUAAAUGAACUGAUAUACCAAGCUAUCAUUGUUUUGAGUAAUUUCGCGUCCCUGUGUGCUUGAGAUGGAAAAAACAUGAAUCCGGUGCUUGGACACGUAUCUAGUAUCUAUCCUUGAUCCAAAACCGAGUCCAUGCAAGAUAAUACUAUUUAGCCUCCAGGGUGUAAUUAUCGAACAAAUCUAAAACUCGAUAUCUAUUAAGGUGGAUUGUUAUCUUCUUUAUCUCAAUUUACUCCUUGCAUUGAAACAAAAUAAUCGUGCUACAUGGAUUGGUCAGAACAUUACUAAAAGUUUGAACUUCAAACAUGGCAACGGUUUGUUUAUCUUAGCGGUUCCAACUUCAAGCAUCAUCUAAGUUAAGCAUUCUGUCCCUUUAUUGUUCUUUGUUUUGUUUUGUUUCAGGCUGUCCGCAAACUGACUGAAGCGAAGAAGCUCGAAUCAAGUGCCCAUUAUAAUACUGAUUUCGGGAAGGAUUAAGCUUUGUAACUCGUGGAUGAUUACGAAUGCAAUAUCUUCUUAAUCCGGGAACAAUGCGUGGGGCCGAUAAUGCAGUUCUUAACUACAAAAUGAGCAUCCACAUUGGGGUUUGGGUAUGGAAGGAACACUGGAUUGCUUCUCUUCACGAGUUUCUGUUCAAUUCCUGUAUUUGUUCUUACUCAAAUACCUAGACAGUGCUGUUGGCGCAAGUUAAUUAUCCUUGUUACCGGAUACCUUUCCUUGUACGGUUGCUUUACCUCACGUUUCCUUUCGGUUUCUCUCUUUUCUUGUUUGCUCAUAACAUUAACACUCUGUUUGACAGAAAUUUGUAGUAUUCAAUUAUCAUUUCUGAUAACAAUGCGACGAGACGUUAAGUCGUAAAA